CCCGCCUCUCGACCCUCGCCCCCUAGCUCUUCACCCCUGGGGCGGGCCCGAGGGGGACAUGGUGCUGUCUGAGCUGGCCGCGCGCCUCAACUGCACCGAGUACAAGAACUGGGUGAAGGCGGGCCACUGCCUGCUGCUGCUGCGCGGCUGCCUGCAGGGCUUCGUCGCCCGCGAGGUACUCGCCUUCCAUCGCGGUCUGCUCGCCGCCACCCCCAGCCUGGGCCCCCGCGCCGCCUGCCGCAGCGGCUCACGGUGUAGCCCGCGGGCCCGCCAGUUUCAGCCUCAGUGUCAGGUAUGCGCGGAGUGGAAACGGGAGAUUUUGAAACACCACACCAACAGGAAUGGAGACGUCCACUGGGGGAACUGCCAGCCGCGCCGCUGGCCCGUUGAUGCCUGGGAGGUGGCCAAGGCCUUCAUGCCCCGAGGACUGACGGACAAAACAGGCCCUGAGGAAUGUGAUGCCGUUGCUCUUUUAAGUCUCAUCAACUCCUGCGAUCACUUCACAGUUGAUCGAAAGAAAGUCACAGAGGUGAUUAAGUGUCGUAACGAGAUCAUGCAUUCUUCAGAGAUGAAAGUGUCUUCUCUGUGGCUUCGAGAUUUUCAGAUGAAGAUCCAAAAUUUCCUGAAUGAAUUCAAGAAUAUCCCAGAGAUUGUGGCAGCGUACACUAGAAUAGAACAGCUGUUGACAUCUGACUGGGCUGUUCACAUCCCUGCAGAAGAUCAGCGAGAUGGCUGUGAAUAUGAAACAGGAGUUUACCUGAGUGAGAGCCAAGUCAACGAAAUAGAAAUGGAAUUACUAAAGGAAAAACUUCAAGAGGUCUAUCUUCAAGCACAAGAACAAGAUGUGUUGCCUGAAGAGAUCUUAAAUCAACUGGAAGUGGUGAAAGAAUUUCUGAGAAACAAUGAGGAUCUUCGAAAUGGUCUUGUAGAAGAUAUUCAGAAACUAGAAAGCCUCCAUCUCCAGCAUCAAAAACCAGAUUCAGAGGAACCUGGGGCCCAGGCACCCAAAGAGAAGGCCUGAGGGGAGUUUCCACAUAUGAUGUUAAGUAAGGACAGAAUAACCUCAGCACUUUGAUGCCUAUUCUCUUACACAAGGCCAUGAUGAACACACAGUUUAGUCUAACCUGAAGUUUCGCUGUGUCCUUACUAUUUGAAAGAAAGGGUACUGGACGCCUGGGUGGCUCAGUGGUUGAGCAUCUGCCUUUGGCUCAGGGCGUGAUCCCAGAGUCCUGGGAUCAAGUCCUGCAUUGGGCUCCCCACAGGGAGCCUGCUUCUUCCUUUGCCUAUGUCUCUGCUUCUCUCUCUCUCUCCCUCUCUCUCUCUCUCUCUCUCUCUCUGUGUGUGUGUGUGUGUGUCUCUCAUGAACAAAUAAAUAAAAUCUUAAAAAAAUAAAAAUAAAUGUUUAAAAAAAGAAAGAAAAGAAAGGGCACUGAGCUUUGUGUGAUAAUUGAUGGUUCUCACAUCUCUGAAGUGAUUUAACAUAAUCUCCCUGUCAGCUUUAUUAGGCCAAUAUACCUGAAGCCACUGGUCUAGUCUUAAGUAAAUCAACUUUGUAACACAAUGAAAAAGCAUGUGAGCCCUCAAACGAUGCCAAUGCCGGUAAUGCCUAGUUCUUAACAACUUGGUCGUUUCCAUAAGAAAAGUUUGUUAAAAUAACUGUCUGAUGUUCCACGGUUUUCCCUUCAAAGAAAGAAAAUUAAAUAUUUUCUCUGGUUUCAGGUUGCCCUUUGACAGAAACCAGGGGUCUUAUGUGAAGGUCAGCACAGUUUCGAUAUCACCUGUUCUUUUCUGUGCAAAAGGAAAAACUUACCAGAGUACCCCGCCCAAACAAAAAGGAACUUUUGUUGUCUUUUCCUGGACUUUCUUUGACUCUUUGGGAACAUUUUUUUUUAAUAUUCAUAUGAUUGGAAAAAAUAUUCAUAAGGUUGGUGUUGUGUUAUCUGUAACCGCCCCCCCCCCAAAAAAAAAUGUUAGAUACUGCUGUGCCAACACAUGCUGUCAUCCAAGGGUUUUUUUACUUCGUUUGUUUGUUUUGAUUUUUGGUUUGGGGGUUUAUUUUACUAUUCAGAAGGUGAGAUUCUUUUCCAGUCCUGAACUUAAAGCUGUUUUACACAGUAAAGUUCAUGUUUGGCCAGGCCUGCGUGAAGGGUCACAUCGAGUUCUCUGCUCACUGGCACGCAAGCCCUUUCCCUACACCCCUUCCUGAGAGUCUCGUUUCUGAGGAUGCCCAAGGAAUGGGCUGUGAUAUAAAUGUUGUGAUAUAAACCCUUCCUUUUUGGAAGAAGGCAAGAAAACAAAUCACCUAAAAGGCCAUUUCCCAGCCAUUUCUAAUUAGUAUAGAACUACUGCUCCCCAUUUCUGGUAGCCCCAGGGCAGUAGAGCAAGGAGGUGGGCCCAAGGCUGGUCAGGGGGUAGUGGAGAACACAGGGACUUGACUGACCAAAGCAGGCAGAGGGCCUGAGCCAGCAUCACAGAUGGGGACACCAGGGACAGCUGUGUGAUUGCUGGCUUGUUCCUGGUACUCCUGGGAAAAGUUAGCUCCUGUGGCAAUCACAGCUCUUUCUGUUCCAUUAUAUCUGGAACACCGAGCACAGGCCCUAGCCCUCGUGUGCUCCAUGAUUAUCUGUUGACUAAAGGAUCCACCGACAAUUUAUCCUUACAUGUGAGUGUUACUGUUAACUAAGCCUGGUCCUUUGUUAUGAGAUUUAAGGAUGAAAUAUCACCACUCUUAGGGAAUUUCAAAGUUAUCAUUUUCUUUCCACAAAGUGACAAACUCAUUUGUAACUUCUGUUGCUUUAUUGUAUCCACUUCUUUGUCUUGUUGGUUUCCUAAACUGCAAAACCACCACCCAGUUGUAUGCAGUGGUCCAUGGGAUCAGCCUCCCCAUCCCCUAUAUCUGCUCCUUUUCAAAGCCAGUGCUACUUAGCUGGGCCAUGUCACCUCUGGACCUUGGGGGCAGAAUUGUCCCCUGCCCCACCGCCUGGAGGAAGUGCUUCCACUCCAGGCCUAAAGGAAGCCAUCCUUCUUUGCUUGCUCAGCUGCCCAUCAAGGAUGUAAUCUGUAGACAAUGGGCAGAGGGUACGAUAUAUUUGGUAUAUUUUUACAUUACAAUGCAUAUAUAUAAUGCUGUAAACUCUGGAUGAAUGCAAAUAUGCCUAUAACUGUUUGGUCUUGAAUCAUACAUUUUCUUUGUCCCUUCAUUUCAUACAGUUCCUUUAGAAGAUGUCAGUAGUGGGGAUCCCUGGGUGGCUUAGGGGAUCCCUGGGUGGCUCAGCGGUUGAGCGCCUGCCUUCAGCCCAGGGCAUGAUCCUGGAGUCCUGGGAUUGAAUCCCACGUCAGGCUCCCUGCAUGGAGCCUGCUUCUCUCUCUCUCUCUCUCUCCCUCUCUCUCUCUCUCUCUCUGUCUCUCAUGAAUAAAUAAAUAAAAUCUAAAAAAAAAAAAAGAUGUCAAUAGUGAAGUAAAUCAUCUCACAACUCUGCCCAAACUAAGAAAUUUGCUAAAACUUUUCCUAGAUGGACCUUACAUCUAGAAGUUGGGAUCAAAUUAAAUCCUGAUUCACUAACCAAGUUAAGACCUGAUUUCUAACUUGAGGGACUUGGGGUUAUGAAUACUUUCAUUUCAUACUCCUUGUAUCCAGUUAGCUCUUACCUUUCUCUCCAACAUCUAUCAAUUACCGGUCAUGGCCAGGCACUGAAAUGGAUGCAGAUGUGAGGGUUUAUAAGGUGUGGGUGAUGGUAUACAUGCCAUCUCUGGAUUUACUGUCUGUUCUGAUAAAGAUACUGCUCAGAAAACAUCAGAGUGGCAACAUUUAAUUCCAUUGAAAUGGAAGAAAGGAAAGACGUGCCCAGAGAGUGUGUACAGGAACAUCAGACUGUGGGCCUCUUCUCUCCAGACCUGGGCACGCAGCACAGGUUGUACACAAAAGGGUGCUCACAGCAGCAUUGGCAGCCCGCCAUCAAGAGAUGACUAGUUAGGGUUGCCUGGGUGGCUCAGUGGUUUAGCGUCUGCCUUUGGCUCAGGGUGUGAUCCUGGGGUCCGGGGAUCGAGUCCUGCAUCAGGCUCCCUGCAUGGACCCUGCUUCUCCCUCUGCCUAUGUCUCUGCCUCUCUCUGUGUCUCUCAUGAAGAAAUAAAUAAAAUCUUUAAAAAUAAAUAAAUAAAAUGAAAUGUUAAAAAAAAGAGAGAUGAUUGGGUAAAUCCCAGCACAUUCAUGCUACAGAGCAUUAUGCUGUUGUUAGAAUAAUAUAGUAAUGCCACAAUGCAGUAGUAUAGAAUGAUCUCUAAAACACGCUUAACAGAAGAGCAGAACGUUUAAUAAUGCGUAGCAUGCUGUAAAACUAUUUGUAUUUUUCAAUAAAAGGUCUGGAAAGCUG
Nyctereutes procyonoides (raccoon dog) is the source of this 4371-nucleotide messenger RNA. It is a transcript of the gene CUNHXorf38, whose product is annotated as chromosome unknown CXorf38 homolog. The record is from RefSeq and is a predicted model, not a curated record. Bases 59 to 1021 code for a protein of 320 amino acids. The transcript has 6 exons. NCBI's taxonomy places the organism in Eukaryota, Metazoa, Chordata, Mammalia, Carnivora, Canidae.